AAGAAUAUUAUGCAGACACAGGACUAUAACUCUAAUUUCUCUGCCGUUCCCAAGGUUGUUUCAUCAAAGCCAAAGUAUAAGUAUAAGGAUCCUUACGGAAAGGAUGACAACUAUAUUCCUCAAAAUAUCAUGUAUGAUAAAAGAGUCUACAGAGGAACUUCUCAAGGAGCCAAAGUUAUCUCCUUCCAUUCAAAACCAGAGGAUAUGAAUAUGCAAGAGAGAAGAGAGAGACAAAGACUGGCUAAGCUUAGACAACAGGAGAAUGCUGAACAGUACACUAGAAGAGAGAUUCCAACUCCAGAGCCUAUCUCAGGAAGACAAAAUCUUGAUGUCCAAACCGACCAAUUCGUCGAAGAGCUUACUGACAAAGCCCCUUGUUAUGAUAUCGGGAGCCAAACUGAGUUCAAACUUGAACAAAGAGUUUUAGAUUUCUCCAUCCCAGAGAAGAAUGGAGAGGACUUUUGUGGACAGACCGAAGAUGGAGACCUCUUCAUUUUUGAUGAUGAUGUUGAGCCCAUUCUCCAAGUUUUAUGUGGCAAAACUCUUGAGCAUGCUAAAAUGGAAGUCCUCGAGGAAGAAGAACUCAAAUACAUGCGUGAAGAGCAAAAGCACUUCCAAAAACUGAGAGAAGAUGAGAUUGCAGAAGCUCAAAAGCUAGAAGCCAUUGAACUCAGAAAGAAACAAGAGAUUGAAAGAAGAAAGCAACAACAUAAGGUUAAGAAGUUAGAAAAAAUUGCUGCUCACAAGAAGUUCACAUGCAGACAGUUAGCUAAGAAAUUCUUUGCUCCUCUGACUUCCCAUGCCAUAGUCUCUCUGAAGGAAAGAGGAGCUAUGAUAGACUCCUUCAACUCUCAAUUGCAAGAGAAUGUGGUCCCAUGGCUCUAUGAGAAAGUGAAUGAAUUCAUGAUCGAUGAUGAGCUUCAUGAAGCCAACAACGACAAGGUCCUGAUCGACUUUAUGUCUAUUGAAAUGCAAGGGCACAGAUCAAUGAUCGAAAAGGAACACAAGAGACUUGAAGAUGAAAGAAUUCUAGCUGAAGAGGCAGAGAAACAAAGACUAGAUGAGAAAGAGCAGAGAAGACUCGAGAGAGAAAGAAGAAGAAAAGAGGAGGAACUCAGAAAGCUUAAAGAAGAUAUCAAAGAGAGGUUUGUCACCUCUGGAGAGCCUGUUGAAGGAAUUGUAGCACAAGAAUUAUCUACACCAUGUGCUGAUUUGAUCAGCAAGAGUAUUAUUGGAGCUAUCGGAGGACCAUUCGCUCAAAUUGCACUAGUUUUAUCUGUCCUGAAGGAUACUCAAAGUGAAGACGAGUAUGAAGAGUUUUAUUCAAAGAAAAAUGUAGCUCAGUUCUUAAUCUUUUAUGCAAUCUCACAUAUGAAGUCAGAACAAUUCACUGUUCUUAUGGGAAAACACAUUGAAGCUUUUAUGCAAGAGACAGAUCAGACAAUGGAUGAUAUUACAAAACUCACUGGCCCAAAGGCAAAAGCAUUCAGAGAGUUAAUGAAAGACAGAACAAAUGGUAUGUUGAAUGCUGAAUUCAGAUAUCUGUUCUCUAUUGCUGAAGAGAUUGGAAUCAACCAAGAAGUCUUUGGCAUGAUUCAUGAUGUCCUUGCUGACAUUAUCACUAGGAAGCCAAAGGCUAAGGGUGGCUCUGAGACAAAACAAGACCAAUUCCUUAAAAAGAUUAAAGUAGCCACUGUCCCAGAGGAAGGAACUGAGGAUCUUGAUAAUUGUAAAGCAAUCGUCAGGAUCAAAAUUCCAAUGGUAGAGAAGAAAGAAGAGGGCUCUGAUGAAGACUCUGAUGACAAGAGUGAAGACCAAGAGGAAGGAGAGGAUAAGAAGAAAGAACCAGUCAUGGUAGAAUCCCCAAUUGAGGAUAAAGUACAUCUCAUUAACCCUAAGGGAACAGAUUACAACAUCAUGGUCCUUCACCAAGCUGGAUCGAGAGUGUUUAGAAAAGAUAUCCUUUCAAGCCUUAAAAAGAUCAUGCCUACCUUUGAAGAUAUUGAAGUUGAUAAUGUUUCAAAAGAAGUUGAUGAACUUGUCCAGAAACUGGAAGAAAAGUGGAUCUCAAGAUUUGAAUACCCAGUAUUUGAUUUCGAACUUAACUAAC
Molecule: messenger RNA, 2110 nt
Organism: Moneuplotes crassus
Lineage: Eukaryota; Ciliophora; Spirotrichea; Euplotida; Euplotidae
Source: the annotation of a GenBank genome assembly